GCAGGGGAUUUUUAUUUACAUCGUUUCAACGCCAGUUUAGCUACAGUUUGUACCGAGUGCAUCAUAAUAACAAAAGAAUAAAAUAUUAUUUUGUUAAAAAUGUGAAUUUCUCAAAAUUAUUUUAAAUAAUCUUGGAAAUUUAAUUAUUUAUUGUCUAAAUCAUUGUUUAAUCUUCAUUAAGAUAUUUUAUUUUUAGAUAAGCCUAUGAGCAAUUUUUGAAAUUCAAUUGAGGAAAAGCGAAUUUGUCAAAAAGAAAUCAAACAAAAAGAAAAAUGGACAACAAAAAAAUAAUUAAAUCAAAAGUUGACGAUACAUACACACAACAAAGAAUACCGCUACUUGAUUUUGGCGAAGGUAUCAAUCUUCAAGAUCGAAGAGGUGAAACUCAACUUCACAAAGAAUUGAAAGCCGGCAUUUUUCGUAUUGGAAAAAAAACUAAAUACGCAUUUGAAACAACAAAAUUAUUAUUGGAACAUGGUGCGGAUAUGAAUAUUUGUGGCCGCGAGGGUACAACACCAUUACAAGAGGCAUUACUUUCAGGAAUUUCAGAAGCAGUUGAAACAUUUAUUCCUAAGGAGGAUCAACUUCUUAAUUGUAAAAAUUGUAAAAAUAUCAUAAGAUGUCGUUAUUUGAUAAAAUUUUUUCUCGAUCAAGAUAAACAUUUAAAUGUAAAUCAUUCAAAUUAUUCAACACUACUUCAUUUUGCAGCAUUAAAUGGCGAUAAUGAAAGUUUUAAUGAAAUUCUUCAAAAUUCCAAUGCAAAUUUAAAUGCAUUUAAUGCAAAAGGAAUGACAUUAUUGCAUAUUACAACAUUACAUGAAAUGAAUGAUAUGAUUGAAUUAUUAAUUAAACAUGGCGCUGAUUCUAAUUUACAAAUACAACUUGAUCAAGCGCAUCAAAAUUUAACUAAUCGAAUUGGUGGAUUUACAUCACUUCAUUUGGCAGUAUCGAAAGGUUAUUUAAAAAUUGUUGAAACAUUAGUGAAAAAUGGUGCAAAUGUUAAUGCCACAUCACCAUAUGGUAAUCCAAUUCAUAUUGCUUGUGAUACAUUUUAUUUUCCAUCAAUAAAUAAAUUGCAACGUGUGCGAAAUGCAAAAAUAGCUGAAAUUUUAAUUGAAAAUAAUGCUAAAAUUGAAGCGCAAGACGCUGCUAAAAAAACACCAUUACAACGUGCAUGUGAUAAUAAAUAUGAGGAAAUGGUUGAAGUUUUAUUAAAAGUUGGUGCAAGUUUUAAAAUGAAAUUUCAUCAACGAAGAAGUGCACUUCAUUAUAUUGUUGGUAUUAAUAAUACACGUAUAAUGAAAUUAUUUUUAGAUCAAGGUUUAGAUCCAAAUGUUAAAGAUUUUCGUGAAGAAACACCAUUAAUUUAUGGUUCAAAAUCAUCAGCUAAAGGAAUAUCAUUGGAUAUUAUUGAAUUAUUAAUUGAAUAUGGAGCCGAUAUUGAUGCAGGUGAUAUUAAUGGUGUAACGGCACUUCAUAUUGCCGCUGGUUUUUAUAAUCUUAAAGUUGUUAAAUAUUUAUUGAAAUUAGGAGCAAAUGUUAAUAUUCGUACAAAAAAUGAUUUAACACCAUUGGAUCGUAUUUUAAUAAAAUUUCGUGGUUGUAAAAUAACAAGAAAAAAUACUGCAUUCAAAACAUUAGAAUGUUUAUGCGCUUAUACGGCAUUAAGUAUUCAUAUGGGUGAAAAAAAUUUAAAUUUCAAUAUGAUUAAAGGACAAAUGGCUGUUGAUGAAUUUUAUCAACAAUGUGAACAACAAAUUGAUUUAAUGAAAAAAGAACAAAUUUGUAGUAAUAGUACAAUUUCAUAUUUUGAUUUAUUAAAUGUAAAUGUGGAAAAAUUAAUAUUAUUUUUACGUAAUAAUGAUUUAAUGGAUGCAUUAAUAGCAAAAAAAUAUUGGGAUAUUCCAAUUUAUGGUGAUUUAUUGAAAGAUCGUGUUAAAAAAGGAAAAUUAAGAAAGGAUUUAAUUGAAAGUAAUACAUUAAUUUUGAAACAAAUAACAAAACGACAAUUACCCUAUUUUGUCAAUGAUAUGAUUUUUAAUUGUUUAUCAUUAAAAGAUUUGCGUAAUUUUAAUCAAGCAUUUCGUACAAAAUAAUUGGAAAAUAAAAGAGAAUUUCACGAAUUUGAAUUAAAAGAGAAAAAUAUUUGUAUUUUG
Messenger RNA from Leptopilina boulardi, 2156 nucleotides. Its product is annotated as putative ankyrin repeat protein RF_0381. The transcript is spliced from 3 exons. NCBI's taxonomy places the organism in Eukaryota, Metazoa, Arthropoda, Insecta, Hymenoptera, Figitidae. Bases 273 to 2096 code for a protein of 607 amino acids. The record is from RefSeq and is a predicted model, not a curated record. Gene Ontology annotation, molecular function: protein binding.